AUGUCGACCUCCAUCACCACCACGCUCGCUUCGCUGACGACAACGGCCGCGUCGCUAGGGCCCGUUGUAAAUGGCACCCGUUUCCCGCCCGGCGCCGUUGCCAACAGCACCAGCACCAGCAACGCAACCGUUCUCGUCCUCCCCCAGCUCACGACUCCAUUCGUCCCGCCGACACAAUGCACACCGGUGCAGAGCUGGACUGCCGCCACGGUCACCAUGACCCUUGGCGACAGCUUUGGCAACACAACCUAUCCGCAGAUUCUGCUGCCCGUCACCAAUGCCCAGUACUCGGCCUGCCAGCCCUCUGGGUGGAACAAUAUCGAGACCAGCUACCGAUUUAGCUACAGCAAAGCUGCUUGCCCCAGCGGCUACAACUACAACCAGCUGUCUGAUUUAUUUAAUAAUCAGCCCAAUACGGACACCAUUCGCACAACAGCAUACUGCUGCCCAAGUGGCUUCUCGUACACCAUGUUUUACGAUAGAGACAUAGUUGGCGUAUCUGGAGCCAACUGCAUAAAGACGACGACCUUGUCACCUACGACGCAAACCACUACAACUACGAUUUCUCCGGGAUCCGCAUCCUCGACCACUACAGGGUCUGCAUCUUCGACUACUACAGGGCCUACAUCAUCGACCACCAAGCCGGCCGCUCUCGCAGCAAGAAAUGCGACGGCUGCUGCGACGCCCACACCAGCACCCUCCGUGGUGACGAUGUUCUACCAACCCUGGUAUAUCGCAUGGGAAAAGCAAGAUGCCUCCGAUCUAUCACCAUCGCCGCCGACCGUAUCAGUACAGUAUCCCGUCAAAACUUGGGAACCGGGUACAGAAAUCGACCCUAGCUUGACACGAAAGCAAACCAACCCCGACGCGUUGGACAAAGGUCUGGGUCAAAUCAUAGGCAUUGUGGCCGGCUGCGUAGCUGCCGCAUUUGCCGCCAUCUCCGCCGUCUGGCUUUGGUUCUUCCUAAGGUCCAGGCGGAGAGACCGAGAGACGUUUGAACGCGAGGAGCACCAACUCCAAGAACAGCGACUGCAACGCAUUGGCGAGUAUCAGAGGUCACGAUCGCCGACCGAUGACGAGCCACUGCCCGUCUACGUCAAGUCCCGGGAGCAAGACAAGGCCACGGUCGCCGGGGUGGCGGUACCUCCGUACAAGGAGCGUCCCAGCUCGGAAAGCUCACGGCACAGUGGCCAGCAGGACUACCAGAAUACACAUGCGCAAGACAGCCGCAGCGGCACGCAUGAAGACACCGACGGGCUGACGCUGCACGAUCAACACACGCUCGAUGGUACAAAUACACAGAACGGCACGCAAAGGCAGAGUGAUGGAUACCGACGGCAUGAAUGA
Akanthomyces muscarius is the source of this 1347-nucleotide messenger RNA. RefSeq lists its product as uncharacterized. Bases 1 to 1347 code for a protein of 448 amino acids. Lineage: Eukaryota; Fungi; Ascomycota; Sordariomycetes; Hypocreales; Cordycipitaceae. The transcript has 2 exons. The record is from RefSeq and is a predicted model, not a curated record.